Megachile rotundata (alfalfa leafcutting bee) is the source of this 1050-nucleotide messenger RNA. RefSeq names its product facilitated trehalose transporter Tret1. The record is from RefSeq and is a predicted model, not a curated record. Gene Ontology annotation, molecular function: transmembrane transporter activity. NCBI's taxonomy places the organism in Eukaryota, Metazoa, Arthropoda, Insecta, Hymenoptera, Megachilidae. Gene Ontology annotation, biological process: transmembrane transport. Gene Ontology annotation, cellular component: membrane.
UCUUGGAAAAGAGGAUAAAAAUGUCCAAUUUUAGUAAUUUAAAAAUUAGGAACUUCGAAACAUUAGAAAGUUUAAUUUGCAGGGGGAAACGUUAUAAAAUUCCCCUUAAUUCUGUUGUACGAAACUGUAUCUCCUGUUUUUAUCUUGACAUCGCGUUUCACGAUCGACCAACGUGUAUCCGACAAGAUAACGAUUAAUUCAUUUAGUAGCUGUGAAUACCUUGCGCGAGAUCGAUUAGGAAUUAUUCUUAAAACUAUGAAAAAGCUAUAUCUAGCUGUAAUCGUUAGUAAUGUGGGUAUGCUGUCAUACGGCCUUUGUUUUGGCUGGGCCUCACCAUCGUUACCUAAUCUACUACAGCCUAAUAGCUCCGUUCCUUUAAUACCGCAAGAAGCUGUAUGGGUCACAUCAUUCCAAACCAUCGGUGGAACAAUUGGUUCUCUUUGCGGUAAUUUCCUGUUAAAUGCGAUCGGUCGAAAAUGGUCUUUGCUCUUCACCGCGGUGCCAGGAAUAGUAGGAUGGAUGAUGAUCGCUUUUGCAACAUCAGCAUGGGUAAUUUAAUUUAAUGGCUUGCCCUAUAUAGUUCGCACAUUUUAACGAUGAGAAAUUUUCUUGAAAAUUCUCCAGUAGGUCCACUCAGACUUUAACAAGCUCUAUGUUACAUUCACGGUAUAAAACUCAUGUUUCUUAUACAUCUACAAUAUCAAUAUACAGGUACGGGAUAUGCUUCAAUUAGAAAUGUUUAAAUCGAACAUCAAAAUGUAAGAUCAAAAUAUGAAGGCAGGUAGGAAACUGACAAAGUGUAUAAUGAUAACAUAUCAAACGAUUCGAGAUUUUUAUUACUUGAUCACGCAGUGCGUCUAGUACUUUAAGCCAUGUAGCUUUGAUACCGACUACCAGAUUAACUCCAUAAUUACCGCACAUUGGCGUAACUAUCAUCACGAUUUAUACACCCAAAGCAUGACCCUUCUCACCCUUCUGACUCUACAGUAUAACGCAGAAUAUCUUACACAAUAUAUUUCUGAAUUCAUUGAACACAGAUACAAAGUUUAU